GAACCGGCCGGCGAGCAGAGGGAUCGAGGAGUACCCGGCGUACGUUUGUGUUGUGCGCGCUCUCUUCGAGAUAGUCUCUCAGUGUCGCUCGAGAACUUGUCCCUCGACGUUUGUUCUUCACUUUAACGUUUCUCGUUUUGACUGGAACACGGUCGACAACUUGUGAAAACUCGAAAAGAUGACGAUGGCAACGGAAACAGAAAACACUGGACCGGAGAGCAAGGAGAUGAAGGAUGUGAAAGAGAUGAAAGAGGCGCUGAAGGACGAAACGCCGCCGGACAAUAAGCAAGAAGAAAAGGAUGCGGCGAAGAAAGAAGAAAGUGGGAAAAAGGAGGAGGCCACCGACGCCGCGGCCGCUGCAUCAUCCGCACCGACCAAGGCUAUCAGCGUGCACAAGACCAACUACGAGAAGGACGUUGUUUAUCUGUAUCAGUUCUCACGAACGCCGCUUUUGCCCUCCAUCUCGCCGUAUUGUCUCAAGGUGGAAACAUGGUUGCGACUCAACGGCAUCAGAUACGAGAACGUGGAUCACAAGCUGAAGUUCCGUUCCAAGAAGGGUGCGCUGCCGUUCGUAGAGCUAAACGGCGAAGAGAUCGCGGACAGCACCAUCAUUCUUCGCGAAUUGAGCCAAAAAUUCGGCAAGGACCUAGAUGCCGGCCUUACGUCCGAACAACGAAGCGUUUCUCAUGCAAUGAUAUCGAUGAUCGAGAAUCAUCUAGUUUGGGUGGUCACGUGUUGGCGCACCAAGAACUUCGAUCAGGUUCUGAAGGGGUAUAAGGUGAACCUUCAACAUGUACUUGGCAGCCGUAUUCCCAAUGGUAUUCUAAACUUUCUCUUCAAGCUUACGUACGGACGCAAGGGUGUGAAGAAGGUGAAGGCCCAGGGCAUGGGAGUGUAUACUCCUGAAGAGGUGUCCCAGUUCGGUUGCGCUGAUCUCAAGGUUCUCUCUGAUAUGCUUGCUGAUAAGCCCUUCUUCUUCGGAGAUGAACCGACCACGUUGGAUGUUGUGGCGUUCGCGCAUCUCGCCCAGAUCCUGUACAUCGACAAAGAGACGUCGUACAGCCUACGGGACUACAUGCAGGAGAACUGCCCAAAUUUGGUCGGCCAUUGUUCGCGCAUGAAGGAGCGAUGCUUCCCGGAUUGGGACCAGAUCUGUUCCACUCUUGACAUGAACACGCAUUUACCGAAGCCGGAGAAGCAGGAGGAGAAGGAGGGCAAAGAGGAGGCGAAGGAAACGAAAGAGUCGAAGGAGGAGAAAGAGGGCGACAAGGAGAAAGCGGAUAAAGAGGAGAAGGAGUUGGAGAAGGAUAAGGAGGUUGACGAGAACAAAGAGAAGGAGAAAGAGGGGAAAUAAGCUGUCUCGAGGGGACAACUAAGUAAAUAAGUCGUUCAAAGGGAAAGAGGAUUUCAAACUUGCGGAAAAUUGAGGGUGUGAUCUGGUAGGAUGAUGGAGGGGGGGAUAAGGGAGAGACGGAGAGGGUGAUGAAAGAAUGAGCGUUGUAUGCGAGCCAAUGUAGAGAGAGUGAUAGAGAACGAGUAAAUGUUAUAGCGAAUGUAUAGAAUGUGUGAGACGAAUGUUUGAGAAUAGAGUACAUGCGAGACAAGAAGAGGCGAUAGAAUGUGUGCGAAAGAGCGAAGAAAAACAUGCGAGUCGCAAAGAUUCGACAAACGUUUUUAAAGUUAGAGCUCUCUACUUAUACGUAUAGAUAUAUUAAUAGGCUCAUAAUGUUAAAUACUUCGUUUAUAUACGUUCGUAACAUGUUAACGUCAUUUCUCAUCGACGCACCCGAAGCACACCCGGAAACGAACAAACUUGAUCCGACCCAAGGACCCUUCGCCCUCCCUCCCCGGGUGAAGAACGAGAACAACAAAAGAUAACAGAGAACGGGGCUAUCUCAUAAGUCAUUAGAAUAUCGUAGGUUUGCAAUAUAUUAAAUGCAAUAGCCUGACGCGUGCAGGUGGUAUGAGAUCUUCGAUGAGAACAGUGGCCAAAAGAAAAACGCAUCAGCGUACAUCGUAGCAAAGGGAUGUACGCGAUGCAGUUUAGGGAGCGAGAUUAUCGUUUAUGGUUGGCGAUAGACAGAAGAGCGUCACUGAUUCAGGCGUCUUCUUGCGGUCGCCUCUUAUUACCAUACCAUUGGCUCUUACUGUGCAAAAUGAGUUACGUACCUAGCGUUCCAAGUAACGUGUACCGUAUAUCACAUCAUGAUCUUCGUUUAGUCGUGCUGCUGUUUAGUCGAAAUAGAAAACACCCCUGUUCAAUCGUUCUUUAGAAAUUGUAAUUAGAUGCACGUCAUUUUCGAGUCAUUAGGUUUCGCGUGAUAGAAUAUUUCCUUUUCUGAUACAUCUGUAUGAUUAAAUAAUUCUUCUGAUGAUGAAAAUGAUCAGAAAUUAAAUGUUAAAGUCAUUGGAUGCAUCAGAGAAGGCGACUGAUACAAUCUUUUUUAAUUGUCUCUUAUACACGAUAUCACCUGCUUCAUUCGCGUCAAUUUCGAAGCGAAACUGUUUUUACACUUGAUACAAAAAAAUGAUAAGCGCGCGCGCACAUUUUCUGGUUGACUGGUUUUUCCGUUUUUUAUGGUUCAUUGACGACGUUUCGACGAACGAAGACUCAUCUGUGCGAUUACGGAUCGACAGAAAAUGAUAUAUUUACGAUGAUUUGUACAUUAUUAUAUAGAUAUUUGUAUUACGUAUACGCGGAUGCAAUCCGAAUUAGGGUAGCGUUCGUCGGAAACGGAUGGAAGCGGAAGCGACGCGUCUCGAAAUCGCAGACGCUUCGACACCGUCUUUGUUUCUUCUUUUUCUUUUCACAAGAACAAAAUGAAUUUAAAAUUAAACAAAUGAGAAAAGAGGCACAGGCAAAAAACAGAAUUUCUUGUGUGUCUGGGUUUCCUUUCGAUGUUGGAACCAAAUGAAAAAGAAAAAGAAAAACGAAUGAAACGCUGUGCUGUCCCGUGUAUUAGUUCAACUUUUUAUUAGAUAACAUUUAUCUCUCCUGCGCGAGAGUAAUAAAAAUUUUACAUUACGAGAUUAAAAAAAAAAUACAAAAGUGUCUUUCACGCAUCGAAAAGAAAGAAGAAAAGAAAAAGUACAUACAACUCAGACAUUUUUUGAUGUAUAAUGUUAUAUAAUAUCGAACGGGAAUUGAACUGUUUUUGUACGAGGCCGCCGGGUCAAUAACAGCCGCGGUCACAAAAUAAUAAUUCCACGAUAAAACACGAGGAUAAUUAUAUUUAAGUAGCUUACUUAUAAUUAAACGACGAUUACGAUUACAUAAAGGACAAAAGGUAAAAAAAAAUAAUAAUAAUAAUGAUAAAUAACACAAGUAAAUAAUUAGUGUGUGAAAGCUGUUUAUACCUUAGGACAACGCAUACGUUUACACCCGUGGUUACAUAUGAUUAAUAUUAUUAUUAUUACGGAUUAUUAUUAUUAUGAAUUAUUACGAGUACGAGUAUAAAUAAUAAUAAUAAUAAUAAAAUUAGUGAUGAAGAACGAGAAAAGGAAAAAAACACUUGGACAAGACCAUAAACGUUGCAAGCACAGUAGGUAGGCACACAUCCAAUACAGUAAGGUUUAUCGUAAGAGGAAUAUUAAUAAUAAUUAUAAUAUGACUGCUCGUUUUAUGCUCGGCGCUAUACAUUUCAUUGUCAUUAUUAUAUCACCAUUUAUUAACGAUAUACAUACGAACAAAUAAAAUGUGUUUAUAAAUAUAA
This is a messenger RNA of Megachile rotundata (alfalfa leafcutting bee), 3713 nucleotides long. It is a transcript of the gene fax, whose product is annotated as failed axon connections. The record is from RefSeq and is a predicted model, not a curated record. NCBI's taxonomy places the organism in Eukaryota, Metazoa, Arthropoda, Insecta, Hymenoptera, Megachilidae. Gene Ontology annotation, cellular component: cytoplasm.